GGCCUUUGACGCGUUUACAAAGGUCAGCCACAUAUUUUAUAUCACAUUGAAUAGAGGUAAGUUUCAGGCAGACCACACUGUGCACGGCUCCAAACGUCAUCAUGACCACGGAUACCGACGAUUGCGAUGUGAACCAAUCCCCACCGACGGGUCUUGUGCGCGAUGUUUUCCGGUCCGUUAAUAGCCUGAUGCCAAUUCCAUUCACGGGCUGCCGGAUCCACAUGCUGACCAAAGCCGAAAAGCUGAGUUGGCCAGUUACGAUGAUGUUAAAGCUGGACACGAACGGUCCCAAGCCAAGCGGCCUCUGGGUGUCGGGUUUGUACGAAAUGGCGCAGAGGGAUGGUCUGAAAGCGUCCGCUAUGACCGACCUGAACCCCAAGUCGGGAAAGUGGAACUUCGAGGCGAUCAGCCGAUUGGAAACCGGUGAGAACUGGCUGGACGCGUCCUUGACUGGACAGGUGUGCGCAUGGACCCGUCCGGUCAAAGUACAGGUCAACUUAGACUACUGGUUUCCGACCAGGACUCUGUCCUUAUGCAUCGAUCUACUGUUCAAGCAAUGCGCCUUUCAAAUCUUGCAAUCCGUCACGGAUCGGCUGUCCUUGGGCGUAAAUCUGGCGUUCAAAAAUGAUACCACUUGCGGUCUCAAUGAAUCUCAGUUAAGACCGAAUCUGGUGGCCAAGUAUGCCGGGCCAAAUUAUCUGGCCAGUGGAAGAGUGAACAUGACAAACUGGGCCUUCAAGCUGGCGUACUAUCAUCAUUGCACCGAUUGGCUACAAACAGGCACUAUGUUCGACCUGAACCCUACCAGCUCAGUGGUCACUUCCCGGUUGGCGUUUCGCAUUCUGUCCGACACGUCCGUGUUUCGGGCAGCCAUCGACACAAACGGCAUUGUCAGUAGCCUGUGGGAAAAGCGGCUAGGCGAUCGGAUGGCCGUGUCACUGAGUAUGUUCCUGAACCAUGCGAUACUGGACAGCUAUGGGGUGGGCAUCGGUCUGUCAUUCGAAUGA
Messenger RNA from Diuraphis noxia (Russian wheat aphid), 1007 nucleotides. RefSeq lists its product as uncharacterized. Gene Ontology annotation, biological process: protein import into mitochondrial matrix. Gene Ontology annotation, molecular function: transmembrane protein transporter activity. The record is from RefSeq and is a predicted model, not a curated record. NCBI's taxonomy places the organism in Eukaryota, Metazoa, Arthropoda, Insecta, Hemiptera, Aphididae. Gene Ontology annotation, cellular component: mitochondrial outer membrane.